Messenger RNA from Rhinichthys klamathensis goyatoka, 819 nucleotides. RefSeq lists its product as uncharacterized. The record is from RefSeq and is a predicted model, not a curated record. The transcript has 5 exons. Lineage: Eukaryota; Metazoa; Chordata; Actinopteri; Cypriniformes; Leuciscidae. The coding region runs from base 22 to 819 and encodes 265 amino acids.
AUUUUUGCAGGACGCAUAGACAUGCUGACGAUCAUGGCCAUGCGCUGGAACCAACAAAAAUUUGACAACUUGGCUUCUACCCUUGCCCGCCGAUAUCGGAAGGCCACAAUAGCCCUGCAAUGCCAGUUGCAUAACCUGGAGGCCAUGAAAACGGAAAUGGACAUCUCAGACAAUCAACUGGAGAGCUGGAUCAUUGAUAUCAAUGAGUGGGCAGAAGCAACAACAUCCCCAAAUGAUGCUGAUGUUGCCGCUGUUGCCAGCCGAAUUGGGGAGCUGGUGGCAAGUGUUAAGAGGAGGUCCCAGCGUCUUUAUAAGGAUAGUGACGGAUGCAAAGGACGUGCCCGAAUCCGCCAAAAGAUCAGGGAGGGAAAAAAAAUCUUAAAUUCUGUAGUGGAAAAGUACAACACCUUGGUUCCUAAUGCAGAAAAACUGACAUUGGACACCAUUUUAUCUGACGAGAUUGUUUGGCCAUGGCAGCUUACACACAGUGAUCUAAGGACAAAGAGGAAGGCGUUCGACAUUGUGAUGGCAGUAAGGAGACUUGAGGAGAAGAGGAUUCUUAUUGCAGAGAUGAACAAGCAUUGGAAGUCUCUUUGCACCCGUGCAGACACCCUGAAGCAGAUGUCAUCCCAGCUUUCUAAUGUCACAUCAGAUGGUAUCCGAGGUCUACAGAGCUUGACGAUGAAGAACAAGGAAGCAAGCAACAGCCUGGCAAAACAUGCAAAGAAAUGUUAUGUUCAAGUUCUGACUGAAACAGAAAUUAACUUUGAUAGUAAUUCUGAGGAAUACCAUACCAGUAGUGACUCUGACCAAGAUUAA